CCGGGCAAAAUUUCUCCGCGUGAUUUAUUGACGUUCGGUCGAUCGCUGCUGCUGAAGCAUCUUUUAUCUGCUGCUGUCUGCUUCGGGAAGCGCACAGACCGAAUGCGCGAGCGCGGAAGUUAAGACAUGCCAGUCCCGGUUUCUCCCGAGAUCUCACCGAGCGGUUCGCACGAAAAACAUCCACUACGCAUCUCCACAAGAAAAAACAAGUAACAUUGGAGAGUGGACUGCAUUCAGUCUUGAAAAUGGCAUUUUGAUGUGUGGCGAAAGCCUCAACCAAUAAUGGCCCAUACGAUAAGCAAUAUAAAGCAUACAGACGAUCCACUGUUGUUGGUUGCACCGCAUGUCAUCUUCUACCACCAUCAGGCAGUCUCCUGCAAAAACAUCUGAGCUCUGUAGACAGAUCUGAGUGGUAGUGUCUCCAUCAUGAGGUUUUUGUUGAAGAACCUGGAUAAAAUGAGAUGCUUACGUAAACGCUCCACCAUCCCCUUUUUGGUGAUUCUCAUCACCUUUCUGCUCUUCAUGAACCUUUACAUGGAGGAUGGCUAUGUGCUGGAGGAGGAUAAACGGCAGCUCAGGGAGGUCUCGAUGCACCCGCUAAAUUCUGAGCGAUAUGUUCACACCUUCAAAGACAUCACCAAUUUUUCCGGAACCAUUAACGUGACAUAUCGUUACCUUGCUGGGACACCUUUGCCUCGAAAAAAGUACCUCACAAUUGGAUUAUCAUCAGUGAAAAGAAAAAGAGGAAAUUACCUUUUGGAGACCAUCAAGUCCAUUUUUGAUCAGUCUAGCUACGAAGAGCUUAAAGAGAUUGUAGUUGUGGUUCACUUAGCAGAUUUCGACCUGGCUUGGUGUGAGAGUUUGGUUCAAGAGAUCACCCGCAAGUUUGGGCAUCAUAUCAUUGCAGGACGUCUACUGGUCAUCCAUGCGCCCGAAGAAUAUUACCCAUCUCUUGACGGGCUGAAGCGAAACUACAAUGACCCUGAGGACAGAGUUCGGUUCCGUUCCAAGCAGAAUGUAGACUAUGCUUUCCUCCUAAACUUCUGCACCAACCUGUCCCACUUCUACAUGAUGCUAGAGGAUGAUGUGAGAUGCUCACGAAAUUUUCUUACUGCUCUAAAGAAGGUAGUCACUUCCAGAGAGGGGUCAUACUGGGUCACUCUGGAGUUCUCCAAGCUGGGGUAUAUCGGGAAGCUUUACCACUCUAGAGAUCUCCCCAGACUUGCACACUUUCUGCUCAUGUUCUAUCAGGAAAUGCCAUGUGACUGGCUGUUGAUUCAUUUCCGAGGCCUGUUGGCGCAGAAGGAAGUGAUCCGCUUCAAGCCAUCGCUUUUUCAACACAUGGGGUACUACUCAUCAUACAAGGGGGCUGAGAAUAAACUGAAGGAUGAUGACUUUGAGGAGGACUCACUGGAUAUUCCAGACAACCCCCCUGCCACGCUGUACACUAACAUUAAUGUGUUUGAGAGCUAUGAUGCUGCCAAAGCUUACAGCAGUGUGGAUGAGUACUUUUGGGGCAAGGCUCCUUCCACUGGGGACUUUUAUGUUAUAGUCUUCAACAAGCCAACAAAAAUCAGCAAAAUUAAGAUCAGCACUGGAACAGAUGACCGGCAGAAUGACAUUUUGCAUCACGGAGCUCUAGAAGUUGGAGAGAAACUGGUGGGAACAAAAAAAGGCAGGCAGUGCUCCUCCUACAUCACUUUAGGAGAGUUCAAACAUGGGAACAUUGAGGUUCACAAUGUGGACCAUAAAAUCGCUUUUGAUAUUGAGUGCGUUCGCAUUGUGGUCACAGCAAACCAGAAGGAAUGGCUGAUCAUCAGAAGUAUAAGCCUGUGGACUACUCAGCCUCCAAGCCAGUGAGAACUGUUAUGGAUCAUUACAAUACUUGUCAUACAAAAGGCACAACAAUCAGU
Molecule: messenger RNA, 1913 nt
Organism: Clarias gariepinus (North African catfish)
Lineage: Eukaryota; Metazoa; Chordata; Actinopteri; Siluriformes; Clariidae
Gene: mgat4c
Product: mgat4 family member C
Exons: 7
Coding region: 427-1860 (477 amino acids)
Biological process (GO): protein N-linked glycosylation
Molecular function (GO): acetylglucosaminyltransferase activity
Source: RefSeq, a predicted model, not a curated record